CAGCCUCUGGCUGUCUCCGCACUGCUGGCCCGUUGCUGUUGUGUGUCACAGCCAGCAUCGCGGCAGCAGAAAUUUGGCGAACAAAUCACGGACAGUUGUUAGCAAACUGCGCGCUCCUUGCCUUGCGUGGACAUAUCGAGGGGACGUAUAGUUUUUUUUUUCUUUUCUCUCUCUCUCUCUCGCUCUCUCUCUUCUCAGCGUUGUGCGCUGCCUUGGAAGCACGUUUCUGCUCCUGGCACCCCUCCUACCCUGCAUAUGUGGAUGCUUGACUGCGGAUUUGAUGGUGCUGAGCAGGGUCGUCUGAUUGAAGUCUCUGCGGCCAGGCGGGCAUUUGCGGGGCCGCAGAGAGAGAAACCUCUGUCCACGACUGCGUCCGUCCCCUGCCCCGUGAUUGUUAAUGGACUGCGCUCCUUCCGUGAUUUUCUGCAGUCUCUCUGAGUCAUUUGUGGUAGAAGAUGGCGGACAGGGCUGAGAUGUUUUCCCUAUCCACUUUCCAUUCCCUCUCUCCUCCUGGCUGCAGGCCAGCCCACGACAUCAGCCUGGAGGAGUUUGAUGAUGAAGAUCUCUCUGAAAUCACAGAUGACUGUGGGAUUGGACUCAACUAUGACUCUGAUCCAUAUGAGAAGGAUUCCCUCAUUCUGGAGAAGAACGACAUACACCACCCAGUUUGCUCCUUCCAGGAUGACUUCCAAGAAUUUGAGAUGAUUGACGAUGAAGACGAGGACGAUGAGGAGGAAGAGGAAGACGAGGAAGACGUCGACCCUGAUGCGCCCCCGUCUCCCUCUGUCUCCCCUCUUUUAUCUCCUACCUUUGGCACACUGAAGAGCAGGCCCACCACACUGAACCUCACCACUGCUGUGUCGCAGGAUUCCCUGAACAACAACAGCAGUUUAUCUCCAAAGAAAGGAAGCUGGCAGGACUCUUUACGCAACCCAGCCUCACAAGGCUGUCUGUCUCCAACCCACUCAUGUUUGGAGGAUGGUAGUCAUGUGACAGGCCAGUGCCCAGCCUCUCCAGUUUCCCAGGCUCCAGGGUCUCAGAGCAAAGAUACUCCACCAAAACAGGCAGGGGAGGGCGGGAACCCCCAGUCUCCUCAUAGGCCCCUCCUCUGCGACAUGGAGGGCAACAGGCGGGAGAGGCCCGAAUACGGUUCAUUUGGACAGCAUAAGUCUCACCCAUGCUCUGCUGACGUCACUGAGUCAAAGACAGAUACUUCAAUCCAGACAGCCAGAGUACCUUCCGUUGACGAGCAUUCCCAGUGUUCAGACACAGAAGUGGACCAUGACCUCAACAGUGAUCACAACCACAAACACUCAAACCGGCGGGCCACUGACACGUACACAAUCACCAGCGAGUCAGGAAUGGAGCCGGAGAACGAUCUGGACCCAGACGGAACCAGUCGCUGCUUGUCAUCCACUGCACCCCUGGGAGCCAACGAUGGUGCAGACACACCCUUGUCUGAUGAAGAGCUGGAGAAGGAUUUUGAAGUGGAGUUCAUGUGUAAAGAGACCUACGAUAUGGUGUGUAAGGAGAAUCAGUCGUCAUAUGUGGAAUUCCCCUCCAUUGAGCCUUCUGAGCCUACAUCUUUCUCCAGCUAUCAGUCAUCAAGCCGCUCCGAAGCUCAUGAUCAGUCUCAAGUAGUAUCUGCUAUGGAGGCAGCAGCCAACGAUUCCAACUCUCCAUCCUCAGAUCCAGGGAUAGCGGAUAUGAACCAGCAGGGUUACAUGACCUCAGACCAGGACAAAGACCUCAGCUCUCCAGGCUCUGACUCCGACCUUGAAGGGGAACUGGAGGCAGCUUUUGCUUGUGGAGGACCUGUGGUUUCCAACAUGAUCUCUUCCAUCUCAGAGACAGAGCUGGACCUGACUAGUGAUGAGAGCAGCAGUGGCCGUUCAUCACACCUCACCAACUCCAUUGAGGAAGCCAGCUCGCCUACAUCAGACCAGGAACUGGACCCAGAUACAGAGUUGGAGCAGGAUAGUGGAAUCGUUGGACUGAAAGCUUCACUGCUUUUGGGUCAGCCCGACCCAAUCAAAGAAGGCUCUACUCUACCCUCUCCUUCCCCUCUUCCUUCGCCCACUAUUGCUACACCCUCCCCUGUUGACUCACCCUUCUUACCGCCUGAGUCCUACGAUGAUGGUCAAGCUCUAUUAGGCCUACAAAAUGUAGAUGAUGAGCUGCCAUAUGAGCACCAAGCUGACCCGGAUGAGACUCUACCUCCAACCCAGUGCUGUGAGGACAGUCUUGCUAGACCAAUGGUUCUCCAGAUAGAACCAGACCACAGCCUAGAGAGCUUCAAGCGCUCCUUCUACCUGCCAGUGGGGCCCAGGCUAAUGCCAAGUGCAGAUGAAUAUGAUGGAACAAGUGAGGGAGACUCUGAAUCAGAAAGUGAAGAUGACCUGAGUGAGAACUCAGACUCUCCAUGGCUUCUCAGCAACUUGGUCAACCGGAUGAUCUCAGAGGGCUCAUACCCAAUCAGCUGCCCCGAGGAGUGCUUCAAGAGGAAGGUGUCUGUGUCCGAUACCAUCUCACCAUCUUCAGACAUUGGAGAGGGAGAUAGUUUCAACGAUGAGGACCAGGAGAAGAAAGCAGAGAUGGAGCGAUCACAAGAAAGAGAUACGGAAGGUCAAGGUUGUAGGAAGGAGAGGAUGGAGCAAGUAGCGAGGGGUAGGAAUGUGGAGUCUUCAAAAGAAGGAGAAGUGAUAAAUUCCCAUCUCUAUAUGAGCAACCCCACAGGCGAUACCAUUACCCCACUGACUUUUGAGUGUUGCACAGACAUUGAGGGGGGGACCACAGAUUUCAGCUCCUUGUAUACCACUAAAGACUGUGACAAGAACUCCACAGAAAAACCAUCUAAAAAUGCCGGAUCACAGCAGGAGGAUGAGGAGCCCAAUAAUGACUUGAUGAUGCUGGAGGGAAGAAGGGAUUUAGACUCACCCAGCCUUACUGAGAGUGUUGUCAGCGACAAGGAUGAAGGAAGAGAAACUGAGCCCAGGCCGACAAGUCGCUCCUCAGCCUCUCUGGAGCGCAUCACGGAGGUCAAACACAGCCUGACCCUGGACUUACCUACUGCACAGACCAACCGCUGUUUCAGCUUCACCUACUCCACAGACAAUGAUGAAGAGGAGGACAAUGGUGACUCCUACCCUUUCCUGGGCAGCUUGAGAAAGCAGUCCUAUAACGGUAGUGAUUUAGAGCUCGACAGCUCACCGCCCAUUGAUUCCAGUGUGCAAGUUCAUCCGUUACCUGACCGUGACCUCCCACUGUGUGAGAAAGACCUGGUUCUGAGGCAACCAAAUGAAGAUGAUGGCCUGGCCUAUGACUCCGUGAAGUACACAUUGGUGGUGGAUGAGAAUACUACCCUGGAGCUAGUUAGUCUUAGAAGGUGCACCUCUGUUCUGAGUGAUGACAGUGAGCUUUCAACUAUCUGUGACGAGGAGCCUUUGGGGACAGGUGAGGUGGGUUAUGGUCGUGAUGAUGAAGAAGUGAGGCCAGAACUUCUCAGCUCCUCCGAGGACUCGUCUCCUGAGGCUGACAUCCCAUUUUCUAAGAAGUUCCUAAAUGUGUUUGUCAACAGCACCUCUCGCUCCUCCAGCACAGAAUCUUUUGGACUUUUCUCAUGUACCAUCAAUGGAGAGGAGAGGGACCAGACACACAGAGCAGUCUACAGGUUCAUUCCAAGACAUGCAGAUGAGCUGGAGCUGGAUGUGGAUGAUCCAUUAUACGUUGAGGAAGAAGAGGACGACUACUGGUACAGAGGCUAUAACAUGCGGACAGGGGAGAGAGGGAUAUUCCCUGCUUUCUAUGCCCAUGAGGUCAUAGGCCAGUCUAAGGAGUUGCUGGGCAUGAAAAGAAAUCCAGCUUGGAUCGAAACUUUCAGUGUUCAGUUUUUGGGGUCUGUUGAGGUACCUUAUCACCAAGGCAACGGGAUUCUCUGUGCUGCCAUGCAAAAGAUUGCGAUAUCAAGGAAACGGACCGUACAUGUGCGACCUCCCUCUCUGUGUGAGUUGGAGAUCAGCUUACAAGGAGUGAAACUAAUCAUGAGCCUGGAGGAUGAAUAUGACACCCUUGAUGAGUAUGACAGAUGUAGUCACUUCUUCCAGAUGAAAAACAUCUCAUUCUGCGGAUGCCAUCCGCGGAACAACUGCUACUUUGGCUUCAUCACUAAGCAUCCGAUGCUGAACAGAUUUGCUUGCCAUGUGUUUGUAUCCCAGGAGUCCAUGCGGCCUGUGGCUGAGUGUGUUGGACGGGCCUUCCAGGAGUACUACCAAGAACAUCUGGAAUAUGCCUGCCCAACUGAGGACAUCUACCUGGAGUAAGAUGAGUUGCCAUGACAACCUUCCUCCUCUACAGCUUAUGUACAUUCAUCAAACUUGCCACUAGAGGACGCUGUCAGUUUUUCUUUUUUAUUUAUUUAUUUAUCUAUUUAUUUUCUUGCUCCAUUGUAAAAAACUCUCCUGCAUCCUGCUAAAACCAGGAUCCUCAUUUCUACAGUUUGCUAGUCAUUUAACUGAUUUUGACCAUCUCUCUUUCCUCCCUUAAUUCCAUGGAUUGAUUGCCUGUUUCUUUUAUCUUUUUCUAUGAUAUAAAACUAAGAAGCUGAGCACCUGUUUAUUUAAAGGUUCUUCUUUUGAAAUGAAAAUAUACCUACUACGGCUGUAUCACUUUUCAAUGCAUGGCUAGUAGGACUACUGCGCACAAACACACCAAGAAACACACAUAUCCAAGAGAAUGGCGUGCAGCUCAACAAUCAGUGAGGGAAUGCUGUCGAAUCAACAGCUUGGCAUUUCAGUUAACUGUAAAUAUGUUUUUUGUUCAAUACUGAGAAAUGGUUAAUUUGCUUUCUACUGACGGUGACAUUGGAGAGUCAUGGUAGAGACAUGGUAGAGAGAGUGAGCGGUCCUUGAUUCAAGCUUCCCAUGUUGCGUACAAAACGUAGUGUUUGUUGUAAAUACAUGUAUAGAAAGUAGACAUACAGGCACCUCAUCCAGACUAAUUAAGAAACAGUUUAGACUGAUUUUGUUUAUAGUUUUGAUGUGGGUUAAAAUUACUCACUCUGACCAGAGUGAGAAAAGUUGACUUAGAGUAAACUUUGAAUGUCAUUAGCUGUGCAGAUAUUUAAAUUCAGCCUGGACUAGAUCCAGUAGCUGUUAGCAAAUCUGAAUGAUAUGAAAGCACCGUUUUCCUUCUGUCCAGUCCUGGAAAGUUGCACUGCUUGUCGAUCUUUACAGUGAGGAGCAAAUCAUUCAUCGGUCAAAGUUGCAAAUCGUAGAUCACUGCACGCUUUGCUAUCAUGGAUGUGGAUUUGGAUUCAAAGAAAGCAAAGGCCCUCUGACAAGCCAUAUUCUCACAGUUCUGACUGUUUGAUUUUCUGUGAUGUGCUAGUCUCACUUUUCUUUUGACUUGGAAGUUUCAAUGAGGAAAAAGGAGUGACUAGAUCGACCAGCAGCUGCACAGCACCUAAUUCUUAGUCCUGGUAACACAGUCGAGUCAACACUGUAACAAAGCAUUAAAUGGGAGGUUUCACAGUGAUAUAGAUGGUUAAACUUGAUCUAAUUUUGAAGUAGGGGCAGUAAAAGUGAUGACAUCCUGUCUCUUCCUUUUUUUCUUGCUUGUAGUCUGGUCACAUGUUACACAAUGACCUACGCUGCUGUUGUAGUAUCAUAUGACACUGCAUCGUACAGUCGAGCACCUUAUAUAGAGAAGGGGUAUAUUUAAAUUUCAGGCUUUCGGGUUAUCCACCUCUAGCCAUCCCUAAUGUUAUUUCAAACACUGUCAAGCAUCUUGUUCUGCUGCUUUCAUUAGAUGUGCAGGAUUUUGCUGGCGAAAGCUAUCUGGAAGUGGAUACGGCAGGAAGAAGGGUAUUAUCUACAUGUGUAUUGCUGUCAGUAAGAUCAUGUAUAUACAAUAGCAAAUCUACAAUAGUGCUGUGUCCUUUAUGUUUAGUAUGUUAAUGAAAUGAAUAUGUACAUUCAUUAAGGAGAAAUUUUAAAAGAAAAAAAAUCACAAUUAGAUGAGCAACCCUGAAAGAGAAGAAAAUAUUAAUAUAUGUGAUCUGCAAUAAUUUUGUUUCAGUGUCUUUAAAUUUCGGAACAAGCAGUGACAUUUUGGUCCCUACAAACUCCAAAAUUCUCUAGACUGGCUUCAGCAGAACAUUUAGGGCACAUCUGUGAGAUGCGACGUCACCAGUGUGCAACACUCCCACCAGACUACCAACCAACCUGCUGUUAGAGCCCAACAGUAACGGAGUCAGCUGCCACUGGAAAACUAUUAUUGUGUCUUGCCGAUUAUAGUAAUUGCCUUUGAGCUCCAACAGUGUGCCCCAUCUCUGAUCUGUAUCUAUUUGCUUCUAUGUUUUUCUAUCUUGUUACAGCCGAGUUCAGAUCCUUCUUUUCACACAGCAACACUAAAACAGCCUCUGAGGAUGUUCCCUCAUAUAGCCGCUGACAGUUACAGUUAAACUGACUUUUGACUUUAUUACUUAAACAAGAUUCUUCAUUGUAUUCCCAAAGCAAAACAGUAUGUGACCGAGCCAACGUAUACUAUCUUGUAUCUUUAAAAACAAGGACUUGUAAAAUUGAAGGGAAAUCAAAGAAAAAUGUUUAAAAAAAAAAGAAAAUAAGAAAAAAAUCACUCUGCCUUGUCAUGGGUUUGGUCUUAUGAAUAAAAUAUAUGCUUGAUGUCCGAA
Molecule: messenger RNA, 6688 nt
Organism: Melanotaenia boesemani (Boeseman's rainbowfish)
Lineage: Eukaryota; Metazoa; Chordata; Actinopteri; Atheriniformes; Melanotaeniidae
Gene: mapk8ip2
Product: mitogen-activated protein kinase 8 interacting protein 2
Exons: 14
Coding region: 456-4319 (1287 amino acids)
Biological process (GO): regulation of JNK cascade
Cellular component (GO): cytoplasm
Molecular function (GO): protein binding
Source: RefSeq, a predicted model, not a curated record